Messenger RNA from Prosopis cineraria, 765 nucleotides. RefSeq names its product receptor-like protein 11. Lineage: Eukaryota; Viridiplantae; Streptophyta; Magnoliopsida; Fabales; Fabaceae. The transcript is spliced from 6 exons. Gene Ontology annotation, molecular function: protein binding. The record is from RefSeq and is a predicted model, not a curated record. Bases 1 to 765 code for a protein of 254 amino acids.
AUGGACCUGACGGACUCCAAUUUUGAGCAAAUCACUGAAGAAGUCAUAGAUGAUGUGGUUAAGGGUGAUAUGAUGGUGGAUGACAACCCUCUAGACCCUGAUACAGAUUAUCAUAAUGAAUUUCUUAUUUCAGAAAUUCCGAUUUGGAUUGGAAGCUUGUUUAUGCUUCAACACUUGAAUCUUGGCAAUAAUAGUUUUGGAGGUCUCAUUCCUCUAAGCAUAUGGAAUUUGUCUAAGUUGGAGACCUUGAAUUUGAAGUCUAAUUCUAUCAAUGGAUCUAUUCCGGUGGAUAUUGGAAGACUUCAACACUUGAAAUUUUUAAGCAUUUCUCGAAACAUGCUUUUAGGAAGUAUACCUCCAAUUAUCUCUAACUUAUCAUCACUUGAGCACAUCUCUUUGUCUGUCAACUUCUUAGAAGGCAAUAACCUCCAAGGAAAUAUUCCCAAUGAAAUUAUAAGUCUUGCAAAUCUGAAGAUGAUGAGCCUAAGGGUUAAUCAGCUAUCUGGCCCCAUACCAAGAGGCAUUGGAAACUUGACUGUGCUUCAACAGUUGUAUCUUGAUACCAAUAAUUUAGAAGAAAAUGGACUUGUUGGAAUUGUUUCAACAAAAGUUGAUGUGUAUAGUUAUGCAAUAAUACUAAUGGAAGUGUUCACAAGGAAAAAGCCAACAAAAGAGGCGAACCAAGACAGCGAAGAGGAAGAAGAAGAUGGCAACGAAGACAGCAACUCGAUGGAAACCUCUCGGCCAUAUAGAACAGCACGAUGA